Lotus japonicus is the source of this 1625-nucleotide messenger RNA. RefSeq names its product pectinesterase QRT1-like. The record is from RefSeq and is a predicted model, not a curated record. Gene Ontology annotation, molecular function: pectinesterase activity. Lineage: Eukaryota; Viridiplantae; Streptophyta; Magnoliopsida; Fabales; Fabaceae. The transcript has 5 exons. Bases 343 to 1473 code for a protein of 376 amino acids. Gene Ontology annotation, biological process: cell wall modification.
AUAAGAGUAAAGAGAAUCUUAAUUGCAUCCAAUGUAACUCUUACCACACCCCAUGAAGUUACAACCGUUCUUCUGGUUGCUGACUCCUCUAUAAACUUAAACAACAUCACUGCUUCAGCAACAUUACUUAGUAAAAUUUCAUAAAUCUGAGUUUCUUUAUUUAAACUCAAUAUAUAUUCACCUUUGCAUUCCCAUUCUUUUGCUACUACUUUCUCUCACCCUAUGAAAAAGUCUUUCAUGUGGGAUUGGAACACUGCUCUGUAUAUAUUGAUUUAUUGUUACUACAUUCCCUCAUAGCAUUAACCUUUCUGAGAGUCUAGACUUAACUCACAUAUCCUAAAGAUGAAAUCAUCAGUUUUUGGAGCAUUGGUUUUGGUUUUUCAAGUUUUAUUGUUGUUGGUGUGUUGUGUUCAGGUGAAAAGUGUUGGUGGCCAAACUAGAAAGUUCAUUACUUGGGAUGACUUCACGGUGAAUGAACAGAAUCUAGCCUCCGAUGGUGCUGAAAGAGUUAUAGUGGUGGAUCAGAGUGGUCAUGGAGAUUCAAAAACUGUUCAAGGGGCUGUAGAUUUGGUUCCAGAAAACAACACAGAAAGAAUCAAAAUAUAUAUCUAUCCAGGAACUUACAGAGAAAGAGUGCAUGUACCAAGAGGCAAGCCUUACAUUUCCUUCAUAGGCAAACCCAACAUAACUGUCAAUGGCAGUGAUCUAAAUGUAAGGGCCAAUGCCAAUGCAGUGAAUGUAACCAACAUUGCCAAUGCCAUACCCAUCAUCACAAAUAGUACUAAAGCAUCAGACAAAGGCUCAGAUGGCCAAGAAAUGGGCACAGUCGGUACAGCAACUGUGUGGAUAGAAUCAGAUUUCUUCUGUGCAACUAAACUUACUAUUGAGAAUUUGGUUGGUAAAGAUGCAGAAAAGCGUCAAGCUGUAGCUUUGAGGGUGGAUGGGGAUAAAGCUGUAUUCUAUCAAGUUAGGCUUGUGGGGGAGCAGGACACCCUUCUAGAUAGCAAUGGAACACAUUAUUUCUACAAAAGUUACAUUGAAGGAUCCGUUGAUUUCAUAUGUGGCAAUGCAAAAUCAUUGUUCCAUGAGUGUAUACUGUACUCUGUAGCUGAGUUUUGGGGGGCAAUUGCAGCUCAUCACAGGGAAUCACCUGAUGAAGACACAGGAUUUUCAUUUGUUGAUUGCACAAUCAAAGGAAAUGGUAGUGUCUUGCUAGGGAGAGCUUGGGGGGAGUAUGCUACAACAAUAUAUUCAAACUGUGACAUGGAUGAUAUCAUUAGCCCCAUGGGAUGGAGUGAUUGGGAUGUUCCAUCUAGACAGAGGACUGCACUGUUUGGGGAGUAUCAAUGUUCAGGAAAAGGAUCAAAUAGAACUGGGAGGGUGGAAUGGUCAAAAUCUCUAAGCAGUGAGGAAGCUAGGCCUUUCCUGGGCAGAGAGUACAUAUCUGGAGACGAAUGGCUUAGACUACAAUAAUAACCACUUCACCCACCAUAUAAUAUUCAUAUAUGGUCCUCUUUUCAUCUUACGUUUUCUUUAUUUGUUUAGAUAGCAUCAUAAAAAGAUGAAAUUAUAAACAGUCAUGGAAUCGUGAUCGAUUAUCUUAAUUGUAAACAAUUUUGUGUAUA